GGGGGGUGUAAAGGCGGGAGGCUGCGCUGUGCCCACUCUCCUGACAGUCGGGCGCGUUACCUCAGGAACAUGGUGUAGGGAAGCUGGAAGCAGGAUAACCCGAAAUUCAAACCCAAGAGACACCAGGCUGAAGACCAUGGUCUCGAAGCUGACUCAUCUCCAAGUGGAGCUGCUGGAAGCGCUGCUGGAGUCGGGGCUGACCAAGGAGACCUUGAUCAAGGCACUGAGCGAAGCGGAACCCUACGGGCUCCAGAGUGAAAGCCAGCGCGCUAUCAAUGCCCUCCAGAGUGAGAAAGGGGAGCCCUGUCCCGACAUCCCCAACCUCCCCAACGGAAUGGGGGAGCCCCGGGUAUCAGAAGAUGAAACCUCAGAUGACGGAGAGGAAUUUACCCCUCCAAUAAUGAAGGAGCUGGAAAACUUGAGCCCUGAGGAGGCUGCUCACCAGAAGGCUGUGGUGGAAAGACUAUUACAAGAGGAUCCCUGGCGAGUAGCAAAGAUGGUGAAGUCUUACCUCCAGCAGCACAACAUCCCUCAGCGUGAGGUGGUGGACACCACUGGUCUGAACCAAUCCCACCUCUCACAACACCUCAACAAGGGCACUCCCAUGAAGACCCAAAAACGGGCAGCCCUGUACACCUGGUAUGUCCGAAAGCAGCGAGAGGUGGCCCAGCAAUUCACACACGCUGGCCAGGGUAUCCUGACAGAUGAGCCCAUGGGAGAUGACCUGCCCACCAAGAAGGGAAGAAGAAACCGCUUUAAGUGGGGUCCUGCCUCACAACAGAUCCUGUUCCAAGCCUACGAGAGGCAGAAAAACCCCAGCAAAGAAGAGAGGGAGGCACUGGUGGAAGAGUGCAACAGGGCAGAGUGUAUUCAGAGAGGCGUUUCCCCAUCUCAGGCCCAGGGACUGGGCUCAAACCUGGUGACAGAGGUCAGAGUUUACAAUUGGUUUGCCAAUCGCAGGAAGGAGGAGGCGUUCCGGCACAAGCUGGCCAUGGACACCUUCAGCGGCCCACAGCCCACCUCUGCCCCUCCUCUAACUCCCCACAGCUCUUCCUCCCUGCAGCCACCACCUGCUCUCUCACCCAGCAAAGUUCAUGGAGUGAGGUACAACCAGCAGCCAGCCAGUGAGGCAGAGUCCUCCAGCAGCAACCACCACGGGAACAGCUCCAUGGUGACCACCCAAACCAUCCUGCAACAGGUUUCUCCCCCUGGACUGGAGCCCAGCCAGAACCUGCUGAGCACAGACACUAAGCUGGUGUCAGCUCCUGGAGGAACCCUCCCUCCUGUCAGCACCCUGACUGCCCUGCACAGCCUGGAGCAAAGCCCACACACGCUGAGCCAGCAGACACAGAACCUGAUCAUGGCCUCCCUGCCGGGGGUGAUGGCGAUCGGGGCGGGCGAGACGCCGUCCCUGGCACCCGCCUUCACCAACACGGGCGCCUCCACCCUGGUCAUCGGCCUGGCCUCAACCCAGCCCCAGAGUGUUCCUGUAAUAAACAGCAUGGGCAGCAGCCUCACUACCCUGCAGCCCGUUCAGUUCUCCCAGCAACUGCACCCAUCCUACCAGCAGCCCCUCAUGCAGCAAGUGCAGAGCCACAUCAACCAGAGCCCCUUCAUGGCUACCAUGGCUCAGAUACAGAACCCUCACGCUCUUUAUGGCCCCAAAUCUGAAGUGACUCAAUACACACACGCAGGCCUCUUACCACAAACCAUGGUGAUAACAGACACGGCCAAUCUCAGCGCCCUGACCAACCUGACACCAACUAAACAGGCAUUCACACCUGACUCAGAGACUCACACUGAGUCUGGGAUGCACACACCAGUGUCACAGGCACCAACAAUCCAUCUACAGAACCAGGACACAACAAUCCAGCACCUUCAGCCAGGCCCACGCCUCACCUCGAGCCCUGCUGUGUCCUCCAGCAGCCUAGUGCUGUACCAAAGCUCUGACUCCACCAACAGCCACAGCCAGCUGCUGUCAUCCACUCACAACGUCAUUGAGACCUUCAUCUCCACACAGAUGGCAUCUUCCACCCAGUAACCACCACAAGCAGCCCCUGAGUGACUGCCACAACCAACCUGCCAGGUGCAACUCCAGCCGUGCUUGCUUCCACAGCCUCACACAACCCCCUACUCAGCUGCCUCCAGGAGAGAAGAAGUCUCAGGCUCAAGACAGAAAACAUGGAGAGAUGAUGCUGGCACUGCUGAAAUCCACUGCCACCUCCUCCCAUCCCUCCCGAAAAAAAACAAACCACAGCAAACCCAAACCCUAACAGCCAGCUCAGAAUGGCCAGACAUCCUUUUGUGGCUGCCCAAGAAGGAAUCCCAACAGUGCCAGGAUGUGGAUGGGACUUUAUUUCAGCUCAGCUUUCAUCAAGCUGGGUCUGUAUAAACCUGCCAGCACCAGACUAAAUCAUGUGGGAAAGAGGAAGACUGAGCUGCCAAAGAAGGGACACCACCUUUAAACACUCUCCUCCUUUGAUGCAAGGAAGCACCAACAGGAACUAUAAGAAAUAACAGCACCUUGGAAGUUCCUGACUUUGCAAUGAGAAUAACCAAGAAACAGAUUUGGGAAUGGCUUGGCACAAAUCUGUCAGUAUGGGAUCACUGACAAGCUACAAAUCCUUAAUUAACUACCAAAAUACCAAACAUUCUUGGUUAAAAAUGACCUGCUCUAAAAUCAUGCUAUCCUAGUGGAAAUGGCUUGGUUGUUUUUGAUAUAGCUCUGCUUUGUUUUAAAUGCAGAAAUUAAAGUUUAACAGCUGCAAGGAGAAUUCCAGUUCUCUGCAUAAACCUUCUGGAUUCUCAUCUCAUCUGACUUGCUGAAUGAUUUUCAGGAUGGCAUUCCCCACUGGUCCCUGAUGCUGUCCAGCACCUGAGAGGUUCCCAUGCUCCACACAGAGUAGAGGCUCCUCCAGUUUUCUCUGUAAACAUUCAGCCUGGAUUUAUUUUACAGAACAUGGCUCAUCUCAGCUUCCAUUUAGGCUUGAUUUGUAGUUUUUGGUAUACAAAUAACUACCCGGGGUCUGAGUCCUGCUUGCACUAAGUGAAGAGUUUAAGUCCCAAGAAUCUACUUAUGUAAUUCCUCUUCUAAUUAUUCCUCUAUUUACUCUCAACAUCCACAUCACUGAUACAUCAUUAGCCAGACAUGAAAACAGCCCCAGCUAACAAGUUUUUGUCUGUGACUGAAACUGAGCUACUCUUUCAACUGUGAAAUGCAUGAAAAACCUUGAGACUGGAAGGGAGAACUGAAAAAUGCCCAACAGUGAACUCUUCAGUUAUGGUAUCUGGGAAUACCAAAAUUGCAGAUAUCCGUGAAAAGUUUCAUAAGCGUUUUCUCUAGAUACCAUCAACAAUUUCAGUAACAAGAUUCUCCGAGGAAUUUUAUCCUAGAAUUGUUUCCUAAUUUCCCAUGUACACCAGUUGCAAACAUAUCUAAUUUCCAGUUAGCAUAAAAAUAAACUCAAAACAAAACUAAA
This is a messenger RNA of Lonchura striata (white-rumped munia), 3479 nucleotides long. RefSeq names its product HNF1 homeobox A (gene HNF1A). Gene Ontology annotation, molecular function: RNA polymerase II cis-regulatory region sequence-specific DNA binding; DNA-binding transcription factor activity, RNA polymerase II-specific. The record is from RefSeq and is a predicted model, not a curated record. Gene Ontology annotation, biological process: insulin secretion; liver development; positive regulation of DNA-templated transcription. NCBI's taxonomy places the organism in Eukaryota, Metazoa, Chordata, Aves, Passeriformes, Estrildidae. Gene Ontology annotation, cellular component: nucleus.